Molecule: messenger RNA, 2736 nt
Organism: Penicillium brevicompactum
Lineage: Eukaryota; Fungi; Ascomycota; Eurotiomycetes; Eurotiales; Aspergillaceae
Product: putative voltage-gated chloride channel (ClcA)
Exons: 3
Coding region: 1-2736 (911 amino acids)
Biological process (GO): transmembrane transport; chloride transport
Cellular component (GO): Golgi apparatus; early endosome; membrane
Molecular function (GO): voltage-gated chloride channel activity
Source: RefSeq, a predicted model, not a curated record
AUGCCUAGGUCUCUACCAAAGUCCGCCUCGCGCGAAGAGGACGAGGCAACAGCUCCCCCUAUCGCCCGGACGGCUCCCGCUUCUCCGUCUGCCUACCGACGCUCCCAAAGCUAUCUCUCCGAAACACACACAGAAUACCAAUCUCUCGACCCUCCUCUAGAGGCCACUGAAACAACAAGCCUGCUAGCACCGACUGUUGGCUCCCACAGGCGAACUCCGCAGCGAUCAUACACCAAUACUUCUGGCUUGUCCGGUGUUGGUCAGGACAACUUCAGGCACCUUCUAGCUGCCGGCAGCUUGCGGCGAACCAGAAACCAUAGCCGAGCGAACUCGGUGGGUAAACGACUGAGUCGGCGAGGAAGCUUGGAUGCAGGCAGCAGGCCCGCCAGUCUCCCUUCUUCGUCAAAAGACAACCUCACCGCCUCUUCGUUUCUGGAUGAACGGACCUGGUACGAUCAGUUUACUUCCACGGACUGGGUGCAUGACAGUAUUGCCGACGGAACCCGUCUUCGACUGCUCCGUCAGCGCAAAGAUAUCCGAGGUCGGCUGUUGGCUGCCUUCGAUGGCGCACAAGGGUGGAUUCUGGUCGCUCUGAUAGGCUGCAUAACUGCAGCUAUCGCAUACUUUGUUGAUGUUACGGAAGGCUCAAUUUUUGAUGUCAAGGAGGGCUUUUGCACCACCCAGUUUUUCCGCAGUAGACGAAGCUGUUGUGGCGGGGAGGCGAUCUGCACUUCAUGGAAAUCUUGGUCUAGGAUCCUUCAGCCAUCUGGCGAAGAGAACAUUUGGGUCGACUUCUUUUUCUUUGUCUUUUGGGUAGUAGUCCUGGCGCUCAUAUCGUGCGCUUUGACUCUACUUACCAAGACUGUCGUCCCCUCGUCGAUCUCUUUGGCCACCCUUGAUGAGAAUCUUGGCGCAGAUUCUCGUGGUACUCGAUCUGGAAAUGGCCUCAGUGAUGUGGCCUCGCCUCUUUCGGAUCCAGAUUCCAGCUCACCGCCCCAUGGAAGUCUGCCUAACAAUCCAUCACGCCCCGCCAUGAUAUACUACUCUGCCGCUGGCAGCGGAGUCGCAGAAGUCAAGGUCAUCAACAGUGGUUUCGUCUUACACGGAUAUAUGGGACUGAAGACCCUGGUCGUUAAAACGAUUGGCUUAAUAUUCAGUGUAUCAUCUGGGUUGAGCUUGGGCAAAGAGGGUCCAUACGUUCACAUCGCUACUUGCGUGGGCAAUAUCUGCUGUCGCUUGUUUGCCAAGUAUAACCAUAAUGACGGGAAGCGGCGAGAGGUGCUGAGCGCCAGUGCGGCCAGUGGUGUCGCUGUUGCUUUUGGUGCCCCGAUUGGUGGUGUGCUCUUCAGUCUGGAAGAAGUCAGCUAUUAUUUCCCGCCCAAGACCCUUUUCCGAACAUUCUUUUGCUGUAUUGCAGCUACGCUUUCGCUGAAGUUUCUCAAUCCAUAUGGAACUGGAAAAAUUGUUCUUUUCGAAGUCCGCUAUCUGUCGGAUUGGGAGAUCUUUGAGAUCUUCAUCUUCAUCGCCCUUGGCAUCAUGGGAGGCGCGGCCGGUGCGCUGUUCAUCAAAGCCUCGAGCUGGUGGGCGCGAACCUUCCGCCGCAUACCCGCUAUCAAGAAGUGGCCGAUGCUUGAGGUCUUUUUGGUUGCACUUCUGACAGGUGUGGUCAGCUUCUGGAAUCGAUACACCAAGAUUCCCGUUACAGAACUCUUGUUUGAACUGGCCACUCCUUGUGAAACGGAUGUGGAGAGUACCGGGCUAUGUCCGCGGGCAGAUGGCAUUCUCGAAAUUAUCAAGUACCUCAUGGUGGCUUUUGUCAUCAAGAGUAUCCUCACCAUCGUGACAUUUGGUAUCAAAGUUCCUGCCGGCAUCUACGUACCCUCAAUGGUUGUUGGUGGAUUAAUGGGACGAAUUGUAGGUCAUUUGAUCCAAUACUGGGCUCUCAAGCAUCCCACGUUCUUUUUGUUCGACUCUUGUCCUGCUGGUACUGGAAUCGAGUCAUGCGUGACUCCGGGAGUCUACGCGCUUAUUGCAGCUGGAGCGACCAUGUGUGGUGUGACCCGACUCUCGGUCACUCUGGCUGUGAUUCUCUUUGAAUUAACGGGGAGUCUGAACCAUGUGCUUCCAUUCUCUCUGUCGGUACUAUGUGCCAAGUGGACAGCGGAUGCCAUCGAGCCUCGCAGUAUAUAUGACCUCUUGACCGAUAUGAAUUCGUAUCCCUUCUUGGACAGCAAACUUCAGCCAACAUCCGAUGCCUUGCUGGGUGACAUUGUUCGACCAGUUCGAAAGAACCGGAUCAUAGAUAUCUCCGAUUCGCCAUAUGUGGCAGCUACAGAUUUGCGUACAAAGUUGGAACAUCUGCUAAUGGCUGGUGAACUGGACAGCGGUCUUCCGAUUCUGCGUAACGGUGUAUUGACUGGUCUCAUCCCAGCUCCUGAUCUUGAAUAUGGUCUGGACGAAAUCCGGGGUGACGAAGACAAUACAAUCUGCCUCAUGUCCAUGGAUGCCUCUACAGCCGUCUUCGACAGUGAUUACGAAGAUGCUGAACCAGCCGACUUCACUCGAUUCAUUGACGCGGCUCCAAUCGCCCUUGAUGUUCACUCCUCUAUCGAUCUCGUCUACCAGUGCUUUGCUAAACUUGGUCUCCGAUAUCUGUGUGUUACCCAGGACGGAAAAUAUGCCGGCCUGGUCCACAAGAAGUCAUUUGUCAAAUUUAUGAAAGAGAACAGUGACUAG